AUGAGUGUUGCACGGGUGUAUCGAGAUGUGAACGUCAUUCGACCAGUUUCGUACUGGGAUUACUCGUCGCUCGUCAUUGCCUGGGGGAAGUCGAGCAAUUAUUCCGUGAUUGAGAAAGUGGGGAGAGGCAAGUAUAGCGAUUGCUAUCGUGGAAUGUGUCUCACAAACGGGAGAGAAUGCUGCGUUAAAGUAAUAAAGCCCAUACGGAUGAAGAAAAUCCAACGAGAGGUGAAGAUUCUCCAAAAUUUGUAUGGUGGUCCGCACAUAAUUCCGCUGUACGAUGUGGUUCGAAAUGAAAAAACUCAGAUUCCAGCGUACAUUUUUCCUUAUGUCCAUGGCGUUGAUUAUCGAACUCACUUUACCAAGUUCUCUCUCUUUGAGAUCAAAUGCAUUCUUUUCCAGCUUUUCGAAGCGCUCGAUUACGCGCACAUGAACGGGAUUUUCCACCGCGACGUGAAGCCUCAGAACAUCGUCUUUCAGUACGCGUCUUCUCCCGCAGCGAACGGAGAUGAUGGCUCCAUCGUCGACGACAAGGCUCCGCACGAGCAGCCGCGCAACUACCCGGAGAUCUGGCUGCUGGACUGGGGUUUGGCGGAGUUCUACUACCCUGGGAAGGAGUUCAACGUGCAUGUCGCGUCUCGCUACUACAAGCCUCCAGAACUGCUUAUCAACAUGCAAGACUACGAUUACUCGCUGGAUAUGUUCUCGGCAGGGUGUCUCCUGGGCGCAUUGCUGUUCGGUCGCGAACCUCUCUUCAAAGGCGCAGACGACAAAGAUCAGCUGCUCAAAAUCUGCAAAGUGCUGGGCACGGAAGAUCUGCGGCAGUACUGCGACCGCUACGGUCUGGACAUGCCGGUGAUGUACAACGGUCCGAUUCCGGAUUAUCCGCGGCAACCGUGGUCCGUUUUCUUCACCGCGGAGAAUCGGGAGAAAUGCACGGCCGAUGCGCUGGACUUGCUGACGAGCUUGCUGCAGUAUGAUCAUCAGAAGCGGCCGACAGCGAAGGAGGCGAUGGCGCAUCCGUUUUUUGAUGAGGUUCGGAAAUUGGUGAGCAGCAAUACGCGGAUGAAAUUCGGCGAUUGGACGAAGCUGUUCGAGUUCAAGCUGAAAUUGGUGGCGCAGACGAAGUCGGAGGAGUGUUUGAACCUGCCGCUGCUGGAGACCAUGCGCUUCGCCGUGCUGCACAGCCGCGUGGAGGUGGCGGACGCGAUGGCGAGCGCGUUCAAGGUCCCUGCGAAGCGGUACUGGCGGAUGAAGGUGAGAGCGCUGGCGGAUUCGGAGAACUGGGACUUGCUGACCGUGCUGGGAGAGAAGAAAAGCCCGAUCGGGUACGCGCCGUUCGUGGAGGCGUGCAUGGUGAACCACAACGCGAGAGAGGCAGCGGCGUUCCUGGAGAAGAUGAGCGAUGCCAGGGAACGGCUGGAGUGCGCGAUGAAGUGGAGGCUGUUCGAGGGAGCCAUCCAGGCGGCCACCAAGCUAAGAGAUGUGGGAGCACUCAUGAAGGUGAUUGAUGACUCGGCGAAUGAGAGUAUUAAGUCGCAGGCCAAGCAGGCCAUUGCGUUGAUUGAGGGACGAUAACGAAGAAGAAGAAGAAGAAGAAGAAGAGAGAGAUUCUGUAGU
Molecule: messenger RNA, 1620 nt
Organism: Blastocystis hominis
Lineage: Eukaryota; Bigyra; Opalinata; Blastocystidae
Exons: 9
Coding region: 1-1578 (525 amino acids)
Biological process (GO): regulation of transcription by RNA polymerase I; regulation of transcription by RNA polymerase III; DNA damage response
Cellular component (GO): cytoplasm; nucleus; cytosol
Molecular function (GO): protein serine/threonine kinase activity; ATP binding
Source: RefSeq, a predicted model, not a curated record